Messenger RNA from Oryzias latipes (Japanese medaka), 2068 nucleotides. RefSeq names its product nudE neurodevelopment protein 1-like 1a (gene ndel1a). Gene Ontology annotation, cellular component: kinesin complex; kinetochore; centrosome. The record is from RefSeq and is a predicted model, not a curated record. Gene Ontology annotation, biological process: microtubule nucleation; establishment of mitotic spindle orientation; mitotic centrosome separation. Lineage: Eukaryota; Metazoa; Chordata; Actinopteri; Beloniformes; Adrianichthyidae. Gene Ontology annotation, molecular function: microtubule binding.
CGUUUCCGCCGCCGUGAUGAGCGCUCAGACUCCGGGUGCGUUUCCCUUUAAAUCCCGCUGAGCUCACAGACAGCAGAGGACGGCGCACCGAGCACCAUGGACUCAUGACAAACACCGCCAUCGGAUGCUUGGACCUCAUACCUGCAGAUUUGCCCAUCAUGGAAAUGGAUAUUGAUGUGAUGCAGUCAUUUUCCUCAAAGGAGGAGGAGAUUGACUUCUGGAAGGCUCUUUCCCUCAAGUACAAGAAAGGCUGUGAGGAGGCUCAGGAGGAGCUGCUGGAGUUUCAGGAGGGAAGCCGGGAGCUGGAGGCCGAGCUGGAAGCUCAGCUGAGCCAGGCCGAGACUCGCAUCAAAGACCUCCACUCUGAGAACCAAAGACUCAAAAAUGAGGUGGAAACACUGAAGGAAAAGCUGGAGCAGCAGUAUUCUCAGAGCUACAAGCAGAUCACGCUGCUGGAGGACGACCUGGGUCAAAUGCGCGGCAUCAAGGAGCAGCUUCACAAAUACGUCAGAGAGCUGGAACAGUCCAACGAUGACUUGGAGAGAGCCAAGAGAGCCACUAUUGUGUCCCUGGAGAACUUUGAGCAGCGUCUGAACCAGACCAUCGAGCGGAACGCCUUCCUGGAGAGCGAGCUGGAUGAGAAGGAGUCGCUUAUGGUCUCUGUGCAAAGAUUAAAGGAUGAAGCCAGAGAUUUGAGGCAGGAGCUGGCUGUGCGAGAGAGGCAGUCAGAUGUCAGCCGGAUGUCUGCUCCCAGUUCGCCCACUCAGGACAACAUGAAGAUGGACUCCGCCGUGCAGGCGUCCCUCUCCUUGCCUGCAACCCCGCUGAGCAAAGGUCUGGACACCGUCUUCACCAACCCGCCAACAGUGUUGUCCAGUUGCUACGGCAGUAACUCGCCUCUGACACCAUCGGCCAGAAUAUCAGCCCUCAACAUUGUUAGCGAUUUACUGCGGAAAGUUGGGGCGCUUGAGUCCAAGCUUGCCGCUUGCAGGAACUUUGCCAAGGACCAGAAAUCCAGGAAGACGUACACGCUCGACAAUGGCAACGUGCUGAACGCAAACACAGCCAUCUACACACAAGCACUGCACACCUCGUAUUAUGAUAAGGCCACCACCAUGAACAGGCUGAAACCAGGCCCCACGCCGGCUGUCACGGCACCUCCCGUCUCCUCGUCUGCCGGCUUGGUUCCCCUCGCUGUGUGAUCCUGCCUAAAGCCAAGAUGCCAGUGCUACACAGGGAAGCCAAGAGCGAGCACCAAGGCCUCAACUGUACAUCUGUCUCUGCGUCUCCUCCAUGUUGUCUGACGUUCUUACUUAGCACUUGUGCUUUCGUAUCUGCAGUGUACCCAUCGUCCCGUGUGUAAAUAUUCUUUCUGUUCCUGCUGUUUGCUCACUCUCUGGAAAUACUUAACAUCCGUCUCUUCCUGUUUCUGGGUGACCCAUUUUUCUCAGAAAAAGGAAAAAUUAUGCAAAUAGUGUUAGAAAUAUUGAUGAAACAGCUAAGAAUUUGACUUGUUUGUGUGCAAACAGACUUUACCCACAAAGUUAUCUAUCAUUUAGCAAUAACACCUGUUGACCUUCUGCAGUGUAAAGACUUUUUAAUUGGAAGACACUGCUGUGUGGAACAAGAUGAAGUCACAUGACCCGUUUCUCCAUCACCUACUGAUGUUUAAAAAUGUGCAAACUGAACUCCUCAAAUCUUCAAAAACACAACCUCAUGCAUAUAUGCUGAACCUGCAUUUAACUUGACUUUAGUUUUGAAGCAGUAGAGAAGUCAAAAACGGUUUAAACGUUUGAGCUGGUUCUAGUAAUCACCAGUGGGGCUGUGGUUCAAACCCGUUAACCAGCAUUUUUCUUACAUUUACAAAUGUGUUUUUUUCCAGCUUUUCAUUAAGUUAAUAACCAUUACAGUAGGUUCCUAAAAUGAAGCACUUUGACUUCAUGUGAACUUUGAUUUUUGUUUCAAUGUUUUAUAUUUGUGCAAUACACCUGUUUAUUACAAUUCAUAAUGUUUAUUUAUUUUAGAUUUCUUUAAGCAUGUUCUAAUAAAAGAUGUAUUUAUACUGUCA